GGCGUGUCCGAAACGAGUCUAGUAAGAGAGGAAUCACCUGAGAUCAUUACACACCACCUGCGGCACAGAGGUGUAAAAUGGGGAAAGCAGGUGGACGCUGGGACUUUGAAUGGGUCUACACUGAGCAACCGCACACAUGCAGAAGAAAAGAAAUAUUAGCAAAGUAUCCAGAAAUCAAGUCUUUGAUGGGUCAUGACCCCCAGCUGAAGUGGGUUGUGUCAGGAAUGGUAAUCACCCAGCUCCUGGCAUGUUACAUGGUCCAUGACCUCUCUUGGAAGUGGGUGUUGUUUUGGGCAUAUGCAUUUGGUGGCUGCAUCAACCACUCUCUGACUUUAGCUAUUCAUGACAUUUCACACAAUGUGGCCUUUGGCAAUAAACAGGCACGCUGGAACCGCUGGUUCGCCAUGUUUGCCAAUCUGCCCAUUGGCUUGCCUUAUUCAUCUUCUUUUAAGAAGUACCACAUUGACCACCAUCGGUAUCUUGGAGGAGAUGGGUUGGAUGUAGAUAUUCCUACUGACCUUGAGGGCUGGUUCUUCUGCACCCCGAUGAGGAAGGUGAUCUGGCUCUUUCUCCAGCCUCUGUUCUAUGCACUCCGUCCUUUGAUUGUGAACCCCAAGCCUGUGACCAGGUUGGAGAUGGCGAAUGCAGCAGUGCAGUUUGUGGUCGACAUUGUCAUCUACUAUUUCUGGGGCCUCAAGCCUAUAGUGUACCUCAUUGCUGGGUCUAUCCUGUGCAUGGGCUUACACCCCAUCUCUGGACACUUCAUCGCAGAGCACUACAUGUUCAUGAAAGGUCAUGAAACCUACUCUUAUUACGGCCCCCUCAACUACAUAACCUUCAAUGUGGGAUACCAUAUGGAGCACCAUGACUUCCCCAGCAUUCCUGGCAGCAAAUUACCUGAGGUCAAGAGAAUUGCCGCAGAGUACUAUGACUCACUCCCUCAACACACUUCCUGGAUGAGAGUGCUGUGGGACUUUGUAUACGAUGAUAGCAUCGGCCCCUAUGCCAGAAUUAAAAGACAAUACAAACUAGGCAAAAAGGAAUAAAUUGGGUAUUAGACUACUGAUUUAACCAAGCAUAACAAAGUAUUUUUACAAAACAACAUGCAAAGCAACAAUCAAGACAUAAUCCUUAUGGGAUGUAUUUGAAAUAACAUGCAUUCUGUGCACUCAGGGCCAUGUUGACUCAUGAUCAAAAAUAUUGUUUCGGUGUAUCACAUUCCAGUUUUAUUCCUUCACAAAAAUGUUUUCAUAUAUUCAUCCCUAACUAAAACAUGAAAUGUGUUUUAGAUAUGUUCCCAUGGAAUAUACGUUAAACAAAAAAGGAAUCUUGCCAACUACAUCAGUUGAUUGUGUUUUGUGCACUGUUGCAUAAUUAGAAAUUUAUUAUUAUUAAAAAAAAAAAAACUU
Myxocyprinus asiaticus (Chinese sucker) is the source of this 1409-nucleotide messenger RNA. Its product is annotated as sphingolipid delta(4)-desaturase/C4-monooxygenase DES2-like. The record is from RefSeq and is a predicted model, not a curated record. Gene Ontology annotation, cellular component: membrane. Bases 78 to 1046 code for a protein of 322 amino acids. Gene Ontology annotation, biological process: ceramide biosynthetic process; sphinganine metabolic process. Lineage: Eukaryota; Metazoa; Chordata; Actinopteri; Cypriniformes; Catostomidae. The transcript has 3 exons. Gene Ontology annotation, molecular function: sphingolipid delta-4 desaturase activity.